Formica exsecta is the source of this 2684-nucleotide messenger RNA. It is a transcript of the gene Sytbeta, whose product is annotated as synaptotagmin-5. The record is from RefSeq and is a predicted model, not a curated record. The transcript is spliced from 11 exons. Gene Ontology annotation, biological process: calcium-ion regulated exocytosis; regulation of dopamine secretion; cellular response to calcium ion. Gene Ontology annotation, cellular component: membrane. The coding region runs from base 494 to 2485 and encodes 663 amino acids. NCBI's taxonomy places the organism in Eukaryota, Metazoa, Arthropoda, Insecta, Hymenoptera, Formicidae. Gene Ontology annotation, molecular function: phosphatidylserine binding; calcium-dependent phospholipid binding; syntaxin binding.
UGACGCGCCGUGAAACCAGCAACAACAUCACACGUGAGUUUAUUAGCGAUUACAAAAACGAAUAUAAUAUCGAAAAAUUUGAUUGAUUUUGACGGUUACGUUUCUUAUAUGUGACUCUUAAUGCGUUCACCACAGUUAACGAACGAACAAUCGCUUCGAUCGCGUUCAGCACGAACCAACGUUAUAUCAGAGACAGUGAAUACUCGGUAUCGACAUUUCGUAAAUAGUGUUGAAUCUUGCAAAAGAUAAAUAAUCGGAUUACGUUACAAUCCGAUUGCGUUACCAGUUGGGCGGACCGUAUUGCCGGUAUAUCUACUGAACGGGCGGACUUUAUUGGCCGCCUCUACUGAAAGUCCGUCUGACUACGACAGGAUCUUCCACUUAUCGUCUUCGACGAAUUUGCCUACGAAUUAUCUCUUGCUACUGGCUUUCACAUUCAUACAAAAAUCAAGCAACGAGUGUUGAAGUGAGGAUACGAGACGCCAAAGGAAUAAUGGUUUCGUCCGCGAUAUUCGGUGCGGCCGCGGGCACAGGAUUAGCCCUAGUGGUGGCAAUGACAAUUGUAGUUUAUCGUUAUUACACCAUGAAGCGGAAAGGAAAAUGGAAUUGGAGCAAUCUGGAUCGCUGGCCGGAUCCGCCAGGCAUCAGAAAUAGCAACGACGAGCAUCAGCCUUAUCAUCACCAUCACUCUCACGCAGCAACGGCAUCGCACGUGCUCGACUGCUGGCGGAAGCCGCAAAAGAGUUACUACGCUGUUCAGACCGUGGUUAUGCCGGACAAAUUGUCGGAGGUCCUGGGCGAUGUUCUGGAGCUAUGCGGCGGCGGAAGCGGAAGCGGAGGCGCUGCGACAUCCGGGGACAGAGGCAUGUCUAGCAACACGUCGAGCGCGGCCACUAAAAUCGGCGCAGUGACAGGAGUGGCGAUAAUCAGGGGUAGAUGGGCCCAAAGGGGCGCGAGGCCGCACCUAUCUUCCGUCGCUAAUACCGAUAGUGCCGACAGUACGACUUCGACCAGUUCGGAGGAAUUUAACAUUGCAAAGGAGCAACAUGCGGUACAACCAUCGACGACCGAAUCGGGCUUACCUCAUCAAAGUCGCAGCUAUCCGGGCGGUGGCGGUCGUACAUUGACGAGAAACUCAUCCGUCAGCUCGCAGAGCUCGAUCGAGGGUGCGCCCUGCUCUUCGAGUCAUCGCGGAUCGUCGCCUCAGAUCAGAGCUUUCGGCCCGGAUGGACGGCAUCAUGCUCGACACGAUCCCCUGCACGCCGCUUCCUCGUAUCCACCUAGCAGAAACUCGAGGUCUCCAUCGCCAGCCCGGGUGGCGUCCUUGGAUGCACGUUGUGCAAGUCCUGCCAGUAACUCGGGCAGCCUACAUAGCGGAAAUGCGUCGCCUUCGCAGACUUCUUUGUCGUCCGUGGCAACGGGCGUAAGUUCUACUUGCGGGUGUUCACCGAUGAAUGCCAUUCAAAGUACUUCCAGACAGACUGGUCGUUGUUUAUCGCCCCUUCUCAUCCCACCGCCACGUGCUUCCAUAAGUAGCGACGGUGGCCCCAUACCACCUGCUUCUCCGCUCGGUUCUUUACAACCGGAUCUGUAUCAAAGACGAGAUGGUCCUGUCUUUCUCAGUGCUCGCAGGACGGGCAAGCAAUUGGGCAGGCUUCAUUUGCGUUUGAGAUACGACUUCGAUAAAUCGGACUUGGACGUGCACUUGAUCGAGGCGCACGAUCUCGCCGGUAGCGAUCAGGGUGGUUUCAACGAUCCCUACGUAAAGUUGAGCCUCAGCCCGGAAGUAGACAGUAGGAAAAGGCAGACGCAAAUCCAUCGAAACGAUCCGAAUCCAUUUUUCGAUCAGCACUUCAAGUUUCCCGUCAGCUACGAAGAGCUGCAGGAGAAGACUCUAGUUUUGCAGGUAUUCGAUUACGAUCGCUUCUCGAGAAAUGACGUGGUGGGUUCGCUGAGGGUGGUGAUGGAUAGCCUCGAACUCGUUUCCUCUACUUCCUCGGUGGAGGUUUUUGGUGAAAUAGCGAGAGAACGCAAACCACCGGAAGAAAUUCAAGAGGUCUUGGUUUCAUUGUCUUACUUACCAAGCGCUGAGAGGCUCACGGUGCUCAUAAUGAAAGCAAGAAAUCUGUUUCCCCCGCAGGAUAAGGAAACGUUGGAUCCGUUCGCGAAAGUCAGCCUACUUUGCGGCGAAAGGCGAGUGAGGAAGAAGAAGAAAACAGCUGUUAGGAGAGCGACGAUAAAUCCCAUUUGGAACGAAGCGAUGUCAUUUAACAUACCCGCCUCGUCAUUAAUAUCGUCGGCCAUAGAGAUAUGCGUGCUAGAUUCGAGCAGCGAGUUGAUGAGCGGAAAUGCUAUCGUCGGGUCCUGCAUCAUCGGUCCGGCAUCUACAGGCACGGACAGCGGUAACAGCCAGGGACGAGAGCACUGGCUUCAGAUGACACAGUCGCCGAGGAAACAGAUCGCGGAGUGGCACACGCUACAUUAAUCGGAUCCGAUCGAGGGCUGUUUAAUCGCCCUCAACGUAAUUCGCGCGUCCUCGCUUUCUCGAGGGAAAUACAAUCUAUCGUCGUAACGACGGAUAGUCGAAUAGUAUACCACGAAUAUUACACUUAUCACGAAAUACGUAGCGAUAUUGCAUGUAAAAUGGCAAAAAAUAACGGGUCCUAUCCCUUUCGAAAAAAAAA